GCUCGAGCGGAGGCGUUCCGAGCCGCGGCAGAAGCCCUGCGAGCUGCUGAAGGUGCUGAAGCCCAGGCAGACGCCAAGCGGCAGCUGCUGCACGCCCAGGAGGCCCUCGGGGUCAAGCGGCGCAGGCAGGGGCUUUAGCAAGGCGGCCAGGCCACAGCGUGUGCAGCAGCUGUGGAGGCUGUGGACCGUCAACACGAGCGCCUGGAGCACGUUCCAGGGCCGCUUGGACUGGCAGAGGAGUUGGGGGGACGACGCUCGGCCCCAUGUGUGUUUUGGUCAGGAACAUCGGUUGAAGGAUCUCACCAAAGUUCGCAGUGCGGCAGGCUGGCUCCGAGCUCGCGGCUAUCACGGGGCUUUCGGCAGGGCGAAGUCCACGGGACAGCUUGCCACGGAGUCGCCAGGGGGAGUUCUGACGGCAGCGGCGUCACACAUCGCUUUCGCAGGCUUGAGCCUCAAGCAUCUUGGCGUCCAGGCUGGAUAUUUCUCGAGGCUGAAGCUGAUUCGGGCCAACAUGGCCUUCCCCCACGGCCUGCUGCUGGGCUCGGUCUACGGGUUCGUGGACGCGUCCGACAAGGUGUUCACAUGGGACAUGCUGGAGGCGGGGUCCACGAUUGACUACUACAUUGUGAGUCAGGGGCUGGCCAACUUUGUCAGUGAUGUUCGCACGAUAUAUGGUACCCCCUCGGCGCCUCACGUCGCUGUUGCCAUGCAGCUCAAGGGCCCCACGCUGAACAUCCCGCUCCACGUUCGCAGGACAUGGAAGCCCUUCCCCACUACCCUGCGGACGGGGCCUGUGCGGAAGCCUGCCGAGCACUGCUGGCCCUGGCCUGCAGGGGUACUCGCAGGGGUUCAGCUGGAGGAUGCGUGGUGCCAGUGGCUGAGCAACAUGGAGCUGGAGCUGUGCAACCAGUUCGACAUCGUCGGAGCUGGGCAGAGAAGCUUCGUCGGCAGAGCUGACGGGUUCGAGCGUCGGCAGGCGCCUCUCUCCGCAUCUGUGGAAAAGGCGGCGUUGUCUGGCAGUGGGGCCCAGAUGCGAGCCUGGAGGUCGCUAGAUGCCAUACUAUCCAGGUUCCAGGCGCUCCAGGACGACACCGUAGGUGCUAGCGAUGAGGACGUUGUGCAGCCGACCUCUAUGUGUUCAGGCGGAGCUUGCGAUCGUCGUGAGACGCACACGGGGGCGCAACCAGCUGCUCCCAGUGCCGAAGGGCUUAGCACCGAGGGUCCGCCGCUUUCCUUGGGAGCCAUGGGCUUUGUCUUGCCAGACUACACGUCGCCGCACUCGGGGCCGACGCCGCUGGCUGUUGUUGCGGCCUGUUCGUCGAUGUCGGCGUUUUCUUUGUCUCAGAUGCCAUCCCAGGUGGGCUCUGCUGAGAAGGCUGAGUGGGACUUCGCGGACUGCCCGCAUGGGUGGGGGAGGCCUGUGCCUGCUUGCGAGGUCCGUUCGGCUGGAGCGGAGGAGCUAGACCACCUCGACCUGUCGACGCUGACGGGGGUCAAGUCCGUGGAGUUCGACCUGCACUCACUGCGCAGCGUUGCUGUAGCGGGUGGGGAGGAUCUGGCCACCCUGGCGACCUACGUUCACCAAGCGGCUCUGGAGGCGUCCCAGUCGGCGGCAAAGGAGCAGCUGCAGGAGUGGAGAGAGUGGGCCCAGUCUGCGGUGAAAGCAGGUGGCCGUCGUGCUCACAGGUACCUGAAGGACCAGCCGCAG
Messenger RNA from Prorocentrum cordatum, 1708 nucleotides. The record is from the annotation of a GenBank genome assembly. Lineage: Eukaryota; Dinophyceae; Prorocentrales; Prorocentraceae.